Entrophospora candida is the source of this 1128-nucleotide messenger RNA. Lineage: Eukaryota; Fungi; Glomeromycota; Glomeromycetes; Entrophosporales; Entrophosporaceae. The record is from the annotation of a GenBank genome assembly.
AUGGUUACUAGUAGUGAUGAUCAAAAUUAUAAAUCUAAAACGGCAUCAACCUCUCAUCAAAAUCAACCUUCUUCUGCUACCACUAACAACAAUGUUACGGAUUCUUUUGUCGAUCCUUACACGCCGCCUUCUUCAAAUUCUAGUGACGAUGAAUCAGCAUCGUCUCCAAAAUCAUUUUAUACAACGGCAAAUUCAACAAUAGUCAAUAACAAUAACAAUCAUCAUGACUUUCUUCUUCCGGCUUAUAAAUUAAAUUCUUCUAAUCACCAAGGUGAAAAUAAAUCUUCUAAUACAAAAAGACCAUCAGUGGAUAGAACAAGAUCGUCAUCAGAGCCAAUACCAUAUUCAGCAUCUUACGAACCAUCAUUGCUAGUAGACGUCAAACCAAAUAAAAUUGUACAUGCUAAACCUCAAAAUGCAGAAGAAUUUUGUAAAAAAUUUCUUGAUAAUGAUGAUGGCGACGAUAGCAAUCAACAAGAUUCAUCAUUAUCUGAUAUUAUUAAUAUAAUAAAGGAAGAAAAAGACCCCAAUAUUGGAUUAACAUUACCACCAACACCUACAACAGCAACAUUUACUACAAAUAAUCGAGACUAUAAUUCCAAUUCUACUGUCCAACAGUUAACUCCUUUUACCGAAACCCUUCCUCCUUUACCUCCACUUUUUGAAGAAAACUUUCGAAAUUUUGGAAGUUUUUCUCCAAUGGCAACUACAACACCACCCGAUAGUAAUAAUCACAACAACACCAGCAAUAACGUUUAUUAUUAUUUUAAUAAUCACAACACUAACGGCACAAAUAAUAAUCGUAACACUGGUAAUCACAACGCUAAUGGUACCAAUAACAAUCAUCUUCGUAACACUAGCCUAAAUCAUAACCACAACAUUAGUAGCAUCAAUAAUAAUCAUAAUAAUUAUCACAACAAAUUUAAUAAUAAGAAAUUAUUAUCAUGUAGCAAGUUGUGGGAAAGGAUUCAACAACAUCCCAAAUUUGAUGACCUUGGAGGUGAUGAGAUUGAUAGAUUGUGUUCAGAAUUGAAAACUAAAGCUAAAUGUUCCGCAAAUGGUGGUUUGCGUGUUCUUGCCGAAGAUGAGUUAGAAGCAGUUUUAGUGAAAUUAGAAAAAAACAACUAA